GUAAUGGCCGGCCGCCGCCAUGUCAAUCAGACAUACACACGUCUACUGAAUUUGGUUCAAAGUACACGGCUUCCCUAAAAUAUUUGCUAGAAAGUGGUGAAAACGAGAAAUCUGUGUAGAUAGGUGCUCAUUUUAAUUCAAAAUAUUGGAUACCAUCGAUAAAUCGUUUGGCGUUAACUUUAACUCCAAAAUGUUUAUGGAUGGUAAUGUGGUCCACCCACACCCAAACGUGGUGAGUGGGGUCCACGGGGUGGUGCCGAGCGGAGUGCACGGGCUGCCGGUGCACGGCGCGGGCCCCGACGGCGAGCACGCCGGGCACGGGCCGCGGCGCCGCUACCAGAACCGGCCCAAGCCGUCCAACAACUUGGAACGGCUGCCUCUGGAUGAAGCGGCUAAGAGGGAGAUGGAGUCGUUACCCAUGAAGACUCCGGUGUCAGUAUUGCAAGAGCUGUUGGCCCGCCGUGGGACUGUGCCCAAGUAUGAACUGGUCCAGAUCGAAGGUAUGAUCCACGAGCCAACCUUCCGCUACCGCGUUACUGUGGCUGACUUAGUUGCUAUGGGCACUGGUCGGUCGAAAAAGGAAGCUAAGCAUUCUGCGGCCAAGGCUCUCCUGGACAAGUUGACCGGUGCCACCCCGGCUGACCCACCCACCAACGGAGCUGUGAUUGAGACUGGCGCUGUUGUCUCAUCAUUUGAAGACAAAUUGAUGGGGAAUCCUGUCGGCUGGCUUCAGGAGCUGUGCAUGUCGCGCUUCUGGCCUCCGCCGUCGUACCAUGCUGAGAACGACGACAAUGUCAACAGGCGUGAGUGUUUGCCUCACGAGCGUCAAUUUACGAUCAUUUGCACGUUGCUGAAACGCCGUGAAGUUGGCACUGGCAAGUCCAAGAAACUGGCUAAGCGUCAGGCCGCCUACAAGAUGUGGCAAGCUCUGCAGGACAACCCGCCAGAGUCCUUCCAGCCUGAGGAAGAGGGCGGCGUCGCGGCCCGAUAUGCCGACUUGAAAGAUAGUAAAAUCUCCACUUUGACUACCAGUCACAGCCACAAGGUGUCGCAGUUUCACAAACAUCUCAAACAGUCUGUCGGCCCCAACCUGGCCAAGUUGCAGGUGACGCCUCUGAACAACAAGGACUUCAAUUUCGUGCAGUUCCUGCAAGAGAUAGCUUCUGAGCAAGCCUUUGAAGUGACCUAUGUGGACAUCGAAGAGAAGUCCAUGAGUGGCCGCUGCCAGUGCCUGGUCCAGCUGUCCACACUGCCCGUGGCAGUGUGCUACGGGGCAGGGCCCAACAGCAAGGAUGCCCAGUCCGCGGCUGCCCACAACGCGCUUGAAUAUCUCAAGAUCAUGACCAAGAAGUGAAUGCCUCUUUAUCUUGCGGCAUCAACAUGCCACAUUUAGUGCUCACUAUGCAAGAUUAAAAUUGAAAUCAAAUGAAUGGAUUUAAUAAAUUUUUGUUAAAAAUCUAGAAUUUGGAAUGGCAUAGCGUGACACAGCAAACAUGUGCAUUUGAUGUCGCUAGGUUUUGAGCCUAUACUUAUCUUUAUCACCACUUCCCAUUUGAGUAAUGGCAUUUAGCCUGUGUGCCAAUAGCACUUCGGGCUAUGCUUUAUAACUGGCAUAUUUGCAGUAUCUUACUUGUGAUUCUUUUUGUGUAUACCAUUUUAGUUGAAAUAUUAUGCUGUCUAACAGUAUUUACAAUGCAAUACAAAUUUGUUAUUUCUUAAAUAUCUUUUAUUACUUGUAUACUCGGAAAAUUUUCAUCAAUGCAUUUGUAAAUUUCAAAACGCUUUGAAUUCAUAAGUUUAGGUAUAUGUUUUGUGCUUUAAGUACCUACUUAACUGGCAAGUGAAUCUUCACUUGUACUAUUACUGCCAAUGUGCGAGGAUAAUCUGCAUAGCCCGUAAUUUAAAGAAACAAAGUAUGGAGUGGUCAUAUACAAAAUACAAGCUAUACUUUGCAUAGAAUUAGUGUAAUUUUCCCAGCGUGGAAAUUACUAAAAAAAAUAUAAAAAGGAAAAAAAAAUACAAAAAAUAUAAAAUAUACAAAAAAAGUGUGGAUUAUAUUUCCAGUUUAAUAUUCAGCAUUAUUAUUAGGCAUGUUUUGCAUUCAUUAAUAAAACAAUUAUAUUGUAUACUUACCAAAAAUAAAUGACUUAGCUUUUAAUGUAUAUUGUAAUCACGGCGUAGCCAAGCCAAUCAUGAUUUUCUUUACACUUGAAACAGGCAUCUACUUAUUUUAUUUCAAUUAGUUGUAUGGUGUGUUAUAAGGGAGUUCUUUUACAUGCUGAGCAUUAAACGGAAAAAAUAUUCUCAGCUAGUUUUUUGUCUUGUUGACGAACUGUCCGACCUUUGCUUUGUAACAAGCUCCGAAUUGAUGGUCACUCACUUGAACUUGGCAAGAACUUCUUACAAAGUGCUAGGGUUGGUAUUGGGACGACACGUGCCGCGGUGCAUGUGGAGAGGCAGGAUUGCAUAUUGUUUUUAUCUAAAUUUCAAUAUCAGUGACUCUAGGUUUUCUUUUGAGUACAUGAUUGAAAACUUUGCAGGGAAGCUGAGAACUAUGUGUUAGAGUGAUAUUUCACUGGAAUAAGUGGUCGCGAAGAUGGAUCCCUUGCCUGUGAAAAUGGGCAUUAUUUUAAUGCAAAGUAUAGAGGUUGUAACAAUUUCUAUCAGUUCAGUGUCGUCGUCGGUGCUUGCCAGAGCCAGGCAAAGACGAGGAUCCUGCACGCACCCAGUUUCUUUUAAAUUGAAUGGUGUGAGUUCAACCUGCCCUUUUUGUAAAACAUCGCACUGUUCAAGUUAGAAAAGACUAACGCUGAGGAAGGGCUGUAGUUCUGUUCAACCAAGACCAACUAAAUAGAUUGUAAAGACCACUAGAGGGUCACACGUUUACUUAUUAUUUUAUGUUUAGUGAGUCUUGGUUUUACUUGUUCUUGUGAUUAAUCUCAAGGAUAAUAAAUAUAAUAUUAAUGUAGUAGUUUUAUCGACACUAUUGUGAACAACUAUUUCACCUCCUGCUUACUGUAACAUGAAUGAAAUUUUAUUAAAUUAAGGUAUUUUUUUGCUAUGCAUUGUUUCUGCUCUAACUUCAAUAAUAAAAUUUGGUGUUGCUUA
Molecule: messenger RNA, 3108 nt
Organism: Ostrinia furnacalis (Asian corn borer)
Lineage: Eukaryota; Metazoa; Arthropoda; Insecta; Lepidoptera; Crambidae
Gene: Loqs
Product: loquacious
Exons: 8
Coding region: 191-1354 (387 amino acids)
Biological process (GO): regulation of regulatory ncRNA processing; siRNA processing
Cellular component (GO): RISC-loading complex; cytoplasm; RISC complex
Molecular function (GO): double-stranded RNA binding; siRNA binding
Source: RefSeq, a predicted model, not a curated record